CCGAGCAGCAGCAUAUACGCGUGCGGAAAUGGUUUAAUGUAUCAAUCGGUUGCAAUCGCGCAAUUUAAACGGUGUGAAGCAGUUUGCAGUUUGGCUAGAAUAUUUGAGAGUUAUGUAAGAGUUAUGUUUCCCAAAUAAUGCUGGACUCGAAUUCGAGAAAGUAAUCAGGUUCUAGAGCUCACGAUACGAAAAGUAAAAUCUAAAUGCAUUUCAAAACUGCGGAAUGAACGGAUAUGAGUGUGUAUAACGCUUGCAAUUGGCAAAUAACGGCAGCAACAAUCAUGUAAAGUUCAGUUUGUUCUAUCUGUGCGCUACCAAUCGACCAGUGAAAUAGAAAUUAAUGUGCUAAAGUGGAAUGGAUAGUUUUAUUUAUGGCAGCAGCAUAUCCUACUAAACAGGUGCGGCCGAGGAGAAUAAAAAGUGCAUAAAUGGCCUUUGAAGCCCGAAUGGAUGAGUUUCGAAUCCCCAAUCAAACAGGACCACGAACACGCGGUAAUCCUCCCACAAUCACCGGCGGCGUCGCGCCUCCACCGUAUCUUUCUCUUCGGAUUUCCCCCCGCAGAGCCAGACUUCAAACCAGAGAGCAGUUGCGUAGACAGCGCCGGGAACGACUCCUGGCCCGAAACCGGAUGAUGCAUGCCCGCCCAAAUGAGCGGCAGUUGACUUCACGCAAUAACAGGAUGCGGUCAACACCAGCUGAAAUCACACCAAACAACUCGCUGCCCCCUCCGUACACAACGCUACCGCGAGGGGACACCGUCCUGCCAGUGCCAAUUUUUCCUGCCAUUGUUCCGGUACAUCAGCGCCGAACAGCCGCCGACUUCCGGCAUUCGUUUCCGAUAUCGAUAAUGAGCUUAUCUUCGGAACACUCGCGUAAGGGUUGCUGUAUCCAUUGGCCUUCUGGUUCCAUUUUGCGAAUACUGAUCUUGCUGGCGGCGCUGAGCGGAGUCACCUGUGUCCUCGGAGGUACAGCGAUAGGUGUAUCCGGAAUCGGUGGUUCACCUAAGUCACAUCUAACAGGCUCUUUGCUGAUGGUUGGCGUUGGAGUAAUCCUGGUCACCUUCAGCGGUUUGGCAUGGCGAAUGUCUGCGCCGGACGCAUUGUCAUACUUCGAAAGGGAUGCCCACAAUGAAGCACCAGCAGCAGGGCUGCCACGAGGAACGUACCGGCCAGCAGGUGGGAACACGUCCAACGGACUGCUCUAUCCGGAGUUUCAAUAUCGCCCUCCGCCACCAUCCUAUCUGUCGAGCAUGCGACAGAACAGAUUUAGAUUGACAAGGAGUAGUUUUCCUCGAUCAAGCCAAAGUAUGUCACAACGGAGAUGAUUAAGAAGAAGUUCCAGCAGGAUCAGACCAGUGGACCAACAGCAAACACUUGAAUGGACUUAUACAUCGUGGAAUCUAGUUUCAAAAAUUGAGAUUUCCGUUUGUCAAUAUUGAAGGCUCGUGAUAUUGGGUGAGAAGUUUUAAGAAGUGUCAAUCUGGAUUGGUUUCUGUGCGUUUUCAGUACCUGUGAUAUUUUUGUGUGGUUCUCAUAAUAAGCGCUUGGAUUAUGGACCUCUGAAGUCAGACGCAUUUCAUCUGCUAUUAG
This is a messenger RNA of Toxorhynchites rutilus septentrionalis, 1590 nucleotides long. RefSeq lists its product as uncharacterized. The transcript is spliced from 5 exons. Lineage: Eukaryota; Metazoa; Arthropoda; Insecta; Diptera; Culicidae. The record is from RefSeq and is a predicted model, not a curated record. The coding region runs from base 429 to 1325 and encodes 298 amino acids.